Messenger RNA from Lactuca sativa (garden lettuce), 645 nucleotides. NCBI's taxonomy places the organism in Eukaryota, Viridiplantae, Streptophyta, Magnoliopsida, Asterales, Asteraceae. The record is from RefSeq and is a predicted model, not a curated record.
AUGAAGGGAAUCAAUGAGAAGAAGGUUAAUGGAGUAUCAGAUUGGUACAAUGUUCUUGGUGUGGACCCCACAGCUGAUGCUGAAGCUAUUAGAAGGAGGUACAGAAAACUAGCUCUCUCUCUUCACCCUGACAAAAGCAAAUCCAUUGGAGCUGAAGGUGCUUUUAAGCUUGUAUCUGAAGCAUGGACGAUAUUGGCUGAUAAAGCUAGAAAGAAAACAUAUGACCAAAAACGAAACCCUAAACCAAUUUACCAAAAAGUUUCCACCUCUACCCUUCCACCCACCACAUUUUGGACUUCAUCAAUAUCACCCCCACCUGCAAAUCUUCAUCAAAUGUGGCAUCCUCCUCAACACAAGAACCUCAAUGCAAAUGCAAAUCAUCAGCUGAAUAAUCUUGGUGGAAAAUUUAAAAGACAACAUGAAGUGGGAUAUCAGAGUCCAAAUUCAGUUAAAAUCGAUGGAAUUGCAAAAAAGAGACGUGUAGCUGAACAGUCAAACAUGGAACGUGAAAAAGUCAACCUUUCUACAGUCAACAAACCUAAGAAUAGUGUGAGAGAAUUGUCAUCUACAGAACUUCGUACCAUUGUGAUGUCAAAAGCCAGGAAGAAAUCAACAAGAAAUUGGACGAGUGGAAUGCAGAAAUAG